Messenger RNA from Cucumis sativus (cucumber), 1229 nucleotides. RefSeq lists its product as uncharacterized. Lineage: Eukaryota; Viridiplantae; Streptophyta; Magnoliopsida; Cucurbitales; Cucurbitaceae. The record is from RefSeq and is a predicted model, not a curated record. The coding region runs from base 25 to 1083 and encodes 352 amino acids. The transcript is spliced from 9 exons.
UAAAAAGAGCUUUUUCGGACUUCGAUGCGCGAAAAUAUCUUCAUCCUUGAAGCAGGUUCUGCAGUAGAAGAACUGCCGGAGGCACCGUUUCCUUAUCCGUUCCCGCUUCUUCUUCUUCUUCUUCUUCUUCAACAUUGCCUCCAGAAACUCUAUCUAGGGAAAAAAAAUAUGCAUACCUCAUUCUGCUCCCCAUCUUCUUCUUCUUCCCUUGCCAUUUUCAAGCUCAACCAAAAUCCUCUUCUCCCCCAUCUUGUUUCUACACCGCGUUUAACUCUCAAAAGAAGACCCGCUUCCACCACCCGAGCACUUCUCUCAGCUCAUAGAGAAUUAGUUCUGAAGGAUUUUCAUGAGCGACGAGCUCUCAAGAUUAUUUCAGGCCUGCAGAACCUUGACAGGGAAAAUGUGGCUUCUGUAGUCACCGCAGCAGACAAGGGGGGAGCAACUCAUGUCGAUAUAGCAUGUGAUGCGGAGUUAGUGAAGCUUGCCAUUAGUUUAACUUCUCUUCCGGUUUGUGUUUCUUCUGUGGAUCCAGCAGAAUUCUUACCUGCUGUUGAAGCUGGAGCAUUAAUGGUAGAAAUUGGAAACUAUGAUUCAUUUUAUGAGGCGGGAAUAAUUUUCUCUGCAGAUCAGAUAUUAAAUCUAACAAAAGAGACUAGGAGGUUACUACCAUCUGUGGCCUUGUCAGUCACCGUGCCCCACACACUUGGACUUCCUGAUCAGGUCAAGCUGGCAGAGUUGCUUGAACAGGAAGGUGUCGAUGUUAUACAAACUGAAGGAGGAAAAUGUUCUCAUCCUUCAAAAUCUGGCAUCCUCGGCUUGAUCGAGAAGGCAGCGCCUACACUAGCAGCUGCAUAUUCAAUCUCAAGGGCUGUUAAGAUUCCCGUUAUGUGUUCGUCUGGAUUAAGUGCUGUCACAGCACCAAUGGCUAUCACAGCUGGAGCUGCAGGCGUGGGCGUGGGAUCAGCAGUUAACAAGCUCAAUAAUGUCGUAGCGAUGAUUGCAGAGGUUAGGAGUAUUGCUGAUUCUUUAGCACCAACAGCUGCCCAGCUAAGCAGACCCGAUAGCGCGUUUUUGAAUUUGUAGAUUUAUGGUUCUUUUGCGCAUAUGCGAAUAUUAGCUUGCCUUUGCCAGUGCAAGGUAAGAAACAUUUGCCUUCUUAAAUAAGAUCCCUUCAUUUGACUUUCCCCAUAACAUGCUUUUUUGUUAAGACUCCAAAGAACGAUUCCUAU